CCGUGACCCCCGUGAGAGUCGUCGAGACUCGAUAGGGGAGAGGAGGGCUCAGGCGGCCAUGGAGAAGUCGCCGCCGGAGACAGCCGCGGCGGCCGCGGAGGUGGCGGCGCGGUUCAGGUCGCUGGUCGACACCGGGGACAUCGGCGCCAUCAGGCAGACGCAGCACCUCAUACUGGGACGGUUGCAAGAUAGCAAUGCAGUUCUCACACAUUUUAACGAGUACUCUGAACAAUGCUUUGCGGAGGUGUCUAAUGACUUUGCUAGUAAAACUCGUCUUCUCAAAUCCAUGAAGGACGAUCUUGACCAUAUUUUCUUGAAGCUGAGAAGCAUGAAAUCGAGGCUAGCGGCAACAUAUCCAGAUGCUUUUCCCGAUGGUGCAAUGGCAAAAACGAUGGACCAAAGACCGGACCUUGAAAGUCCGCUUGAUUAAAACAGCUUAUCAUUUUGACUGAGAUCUCCGGUUGAGUCCUUCUGUACUCAUCUUGAAGAAGAAUGUUUUGUCUGCACUUUUGCCGAAAAUGUAUCUUUGAGAAACGUCUGCUUCUGUUUAUUAAGUUGUGUAACCUUGUAGUCCUAUGUUUUUUAGAUAAUGGAUAAGUUAUAACCUUGUAAAUAACUGUUCUCUCUAGAUCAGCCUCUCUCACACACUUUUGUGUGGUAAAAACUUGUUGGAUCAUAGCUACUGUAUUUCCAUCGAUUUUUUUUUAAAAAUAAUUUUGUUAUGCAACUAAA
Messenger RNA from Oryza sativa Japonica Group (Japanese rice), 732 nucleotides. RefSeq names its product kxDL motif-containing protein LO9-177. Gene Ontology annotation, cellular component: BORC complex. The record is from RefSeq and is a predicted model, not a curated record. Gene Ontology annotation, biological process: lysosome localization. NCBI's taxonomy places the organism in Eukaryota, Viridiplantae, Streptophyta, Magnoliopsida, Poales, Poaceae.